Macroventuria anomochaeta is the source of this 2421-nucleotide messenger RNA. RefSeq lists its product as uncharacterized. The transcript is spliced from 8 exons. Gene Ontology annotation, biological process: nucleoside metabolic process. Gene Ontology annotation, molecular function: catalytic activity. The coding region runs from base 1 to 2421 and encodes 806 amino acids. Lineage: Eukaryota; Fungi; Ascomycota; Dothideomycetes; Pleosporales; Didymellaceae. The record is from RefSeq and is a predicted model, not a curated record.
AUGACGUCUGGCUGGACAAGGACGAGGAAGUGGAGUUCUACAUCUCGCUUCACGGUCAAGCAGACGUACGACAAGCUCCAGCCGAAGAGGACGUUCACACCACACAUCUCCAACCAUCACAACAGCGCCAGCGAGUGCAACGCUGACAUCGCGAUACACGGGCCGCAGAGUGCGCGGCACGGAUGGGAAUGGUACGAGAUGGGGUUCUUCGCAUGCUGGACGAAGUCGGGGUCGGUCACGCUGCUGUGCUUCGAUCUGCCUGCGAAGUUGCGAUCGGACAUCCAGUCAAUGACCUGGCCGCAGGAUGUCUCUCUUUCUUGUCCGUACGCCGUGUUUCCGCAGGUCUUGGAUGCGCUUCUUCGGCUGUAUGAUGACUCGGUCUGGGCGAUCAGAAACCACAUCAGCCAGUGGGAAGCCAGGAGGUUAGUAGAUACCGACUACUUCCUUUUGCACGAGAUCGCGAGACACGGGGUGCACGUCAGCGAGACUCUCAGCGUGGCCAUACGGUCUCUUGACGCCAUGCAGCAUCACCAUGAGCGGUUCCGUGCAAACAACGACCUCGCCCGCAGCAAGAAUGGCCGCAGACGCUGGGACAAAGCUUUCAACGCUGCCGCACAGAGGGACAGCAUGGUCCAGCUGCAGAUAGGAGAAGAGGCGAAGAGAGAAGCGUCGGCGAUGAAGGCGAUCGCUGUGGUCUCGAUGACUUUCUUGCCAGCCCCUUUUGUUUCUACGAUCUUUGGAACCAACUUCUUCUCGUUUGAGCCUGACAGAGACGCUGGACAACCGCUGUUUGCUGUGUCCCGUCAGUUCUGGGUAUACUGGGCACUUUCUGUUCCACUGACUGUGGCAACGCUGGCUUUACCAGUACGACGACCGGCCGUUCACUUCGGCAAUAUCGCAUCGAGCAAUCAGCUGCAGAUAUCUGCCGUCGAGAGCAAGAGAGUGCAGCGAGAGCACGAUGUCAUCUGCUUCGAGAUGGAAGCAGCUGGAGUGAUGGACGAGUAUCCGUGUGUAGUUGUCCGGGGCAUCUGCGACUAUGCAGACUCGCACAAGAACAAGGGCUGGCAGAACUACGCGGCAGCUACGGUGGCAGCGCUACAGAUCGACCCUUACCCCAGCACACUGCAAGCACACAGAACAACACGUUCGGCAAGAGCAGAGACAGCACCCAAGCAGUCGUCGUUGACGGGUGUGAGGCUGCGGGUGUUCCUGACGAGCAGGCCGGAAGUGCCGAUCCGACAUGGGUUCGGGCAGGUGUCGGACACGGAGCACAAGGACGUCGUGCUGCACAACAUCUUGCCGUCGAUCAUCGACCAUGACAUAUCCACUUUCCUUGAGCACCACCUCAGGUUCAUUGUAAAGGAAAGCUAUCAGGAUGCUGACUGGCCGGGCGCAGAAGUAAUCAGACUGUUAGUGCAGCAUGCUAGCAGUUUGUUCAUCUGGGCAGCAACUGCCUGUCUCUUUGUUCGUGAAGGGCUAUUCCCCGAUGUGAGAUUGCGCAUACUUGUUGAGUGCAGUAUCUCUCGUGAUGUAGCCGCGCCAGAAGAACAGCUCAACAAGAUGUAUCUCACAGUCCUACAGACCUUGGUCCAGCCUGGAUACAGUACGCAUGAGACGACGAUGUACUACACCAUGCUGCGACUUAUCCUGGGAGGUAUUGUGGUGUUUGCUUCUCCGCUUUCUAUUAGAUCCUCAGGUGCGCUCCUCGUCCCAAAGCAUAGGAUGCACUGUAUGCUGAAGGAUCUGCAUGCUAUUCUCAACAUUCUAGAAGACCCACUGCAGCCGCUUCGUCUGCACCACCCUUCGUUUCGCGACUUCCUCCUUAGCAUAGACAGAUGCAGCGACGACAGCUUCUGGGUAGACGAGCGCAGCACACAAGAGAAGCUGGCGUUUCGCUGCCUUCAGCUCAUGUCCGCGCCCAACGGCCUUCGGCAGGACAUAUGCGGUCUUUCGAAACCUGGGACGCUGAGAAGCGAGAUAGAAGAGGAAGUAGUGGCUAGCAGCCUCUUGCCUGAGCUGCAGUAUGCGUGCCGCUACUGGGUCGAGCAUCUCGAGCGCAGCCAGCACAGCAUCGCAGACGGCGACACAGUGCACGUCUUCCUCCAGAUGCAUCUUCUACACUGGCUCGAAGCGAUGAGUCUGAUAGGGGAGACAAGCCAGUGCGUGCGCUUGCUGGCAAGACUGCAGGCGCUGGUGGCGUAUCAGCGCCGCAUAUCCGACCAAGAUGCCCAACUUGAUCAUCCGCACAUGAUAUUGACUACCAUCCCGCCGACGUCGGCGGUCAUUGAUAUGGGUACGCCUGACAUGGGAAACCCAUUCAAGGAGAGUCCGGAUUACUUUGCGUUCGAUAUGGGGAGUAGUAGGAAGAAGAAGCCUGAGCAUGGUGGCGAGAGUGAGAUGUUGCAUAUUGAGGAUCUUUGA